UGAGGAGAUGGAUCAUAUUUGGUUAUGAUGCUAUCCAUCUGCAAAUCUCUUGUCUUUCCUUGCUUACUUCCUUCGCUUAGUCACGAACAGCAUCAUCAGCAUGCGUCCCAUCAAAUUGUUUAUGUUGGUUUUGUUGAUUCUUUCUCUUCACUCUCAGUCUUUCUCAAAACAACAUCCCACUAUCGACCGUCUGCUUCUAAAUUUGGAUUCCCUACGACCAACUCCGUCUGUACAAGUAUCAGCAGCAAAGGGUUUAUUGCAGAGACUGAUUCCCACCCAUUUUCACAGCUUUGAUUUCUCAAUUAUCUCAAAGGAUGUUUGUGGUGGCAGCAGUUGCUUUCUAAUUGAAAACUACGAUGGCCCGAGACGAAUUGGACCUGAAAUUGUGAUUAAAGGCACAACUGGAGUUGAGAUUGCUUCUGGGCUCCACUGGUAUUUGAAGUACAAAUGUAAUGCUCAUGUUUCUUGGGACAAAACUGGUGGUAUCCAGAUUGCCUCUGUUCCACACCCUGGACAUCUACCUCGUCUAGAUUCUAAACGCAUCUUGAUUCGCCGUCCUGUCCCUUGGAACUAUUACCAAAAUGUUGUUACAUCUAGCUAUUCAUAUGUUUGGUGGGGAUGGGAGAGAUGGGAGAGAGAGAUUGACUGGAUGGCAUUGCAAGGAAUUAACUUGCCUUUAGCAUUCACUGGGCAAGAAGCUAUUUGGCAAAAGGUUUUCAAGAGGUUCAAUAUCACCAAAGAGGAUCUGGAUGAUUAUUUUGGUGGACCAGCAUUUCUUGCUUGGGCUCGCAUGGGAAAUCUUCACGCGUGGGGUGGUCCAUUAUCAGAAAACUGGUUAGGUGAUCAGUUGCUUUUGCAGAAACAGCUACUUUCUCGGAUGCUUGAGCUUGGCAUGACUCCAGUACUUCCAUCAUUCUCAGGCAAUGUUCCAUCAGCUUUGAGAAAGAUAUAUCCUGCGGCAAAUAUAGCUCGGCUUGAUGACUGGAACACGGUGGAUGGAGAUUCUCGCUGGUGCUGCACUUACCUUCUGAAUCCUUCUGAUCCUCUCUUCAUCGACAUUGGAGAGGCCUUUAUUAAACAACAAAUUGAAGAGUAUGGAGAUAUUACAAACAUUUAUAACUGUGAUACAUUUAAUGAGAAUACUCCUCCCACAAAUGAACCUGAAUAUAUAUCUUCACUAGGAUCUGCAGUGUACAAAGCUAUGUCCAAAGGAAACAAGAAUGCUGUAUGGUUGAUGCAAGGUUGGCUUUUUAGUUCAGACUCAAAAUUCUGGAAGCCGCCCCAGAUGAAAGCGCUCUUACAUUCAGUUCCCUUUGGCAAAAUGAUAGUUCUUGAUCUAUUUGCUGAUGUCAAACCGAUAUGGAACACGUCUGCCCAAUUUUAUGCAACUCCUUAUAUCUGGUGCAUGCUUCACAAUUUUGGAGGCAACAUUGAAAUGUAUGGUACUCUUGAUACACUUUGGUGAGCCCCCUUGGAUAUGUAAUCUACUUAUUUGUGUUUCACAUAGGUCGGUGUAGGAAUGUGCAUGGAAGGAAUAGAGCACAACCCAGUGGUUUACGAGCUAAUGUCUGAAAUGGCAUUUAGAGAUGAGAAAGUUGAUGUGCAGAAGUGGCUGAAGAGCUAUGCACGCAGAAGAUACAUGAAAGAAAAUCAUCACAUCGAGGCCGCUUGGGAGAUUCUAUAUCACACUGUCUACAAUUGCACUGAUGGAAUUGCAGAUCAUAACACAGAUUUCAUAGUCAAACUUCCGGACUGGGAUCCAUCUAGUUCUGUUCAAGGAGAAACCAAAAAAACAGAUCCAUAUAUGAUCUCCACUGACCCAUAUGAAACAAAAAGAAGAUUCUUGUUUCAAGAUGAUAGCUCUGGUUUGCCUAAGGCACAUUUAUGGUAUUCUACAAAGGAGGUCAUCAAAGCUCUCCAACUUUUCCUGGAAGCUGGGGAUGAUCUGUUUGGGAGCUUAACAUAUAGAUACGACAUGGUUGAUUUGACGCGUCAAGUUUUAUCUAAGCUGGCAAACAAGGUGUACAUUGAAGCAGUGACGGCUUUUGUAAAGAAAGAUAUUGGAAGCUUAAGACGACUGAGUAAGAAGUUUCUUGAGCUUAUUAAGGACAUUGAUGUUUUGCUUGCUUCGGAUGAUAAUUUCCUUCUGGGUACAUGGCUUGAGAGUGCAAAGAAAUUGGCCAGAAACGAUGAUGAACGGAAACAGUAUGAGUGGAACGCGAGAACGCAAGUGACGAUGUGGUACGACUCGAAAGAUGUGAACCAAAGCAAGCUUCAUGAUUAUGCAAACAAGUUCUGGAGUGGGUUGCUUGAAGACUACUACUUACCCCGGGCGAAGUUGUAUUUCAAUGAAUUGCUGAAAAGCUUACGAGAUAAGAAGAAACUUGAGAUAGAGAAAUGGCGAAGAGAAUGGAUAAUGAAGUCACACAAAUGGCAGCAAAGUUCAUCAGAGGUUUAUCAGGUUAAGGCAAAAGGGGACGCCUUAGCGAUUUCAAGGCAUCUGUUGCGUAAGUACUUCACAUGAGUUGCUCAAAAAGAAUGAAAAAAUAAUAACAAAAAAAUAAUGGGUUGGGUGGUGUCUAGCUUCUGCCAGAGAUAAAAUUGUCACUAGUGUAGAUUUGAGAGUUAGGCGUCUGGUGUUUUAGUGUUAGAGACUCGGUGAAGUCGAGUAAAGGCUGUAACAACAAACUCUGCUUCAUCUCUUCCAACAGAGACUUACUUGUGUCCAUACCUGCAAGGUAUCCUCCAUGUACAUAUCCACUGAACUUUUCACUUGUGUGCUCUCCCGUGAAGAAUACCCGUCCAACUGGGGCCUGAGUCUCAAACCAAA
Molecule: messenger RNA, 2830 nt
Organism: Eutrema salsugineum
Lineage: Eukaryota; Viridiplantae; Streptophyta; Magnoliopsida; Brassicales; Brassicaceae
Product: alpha-N-acetylglucosaminidase
Exons: 19
Source: RefSeq, a predicted model, not a curated record